AUGUCAGCUACUAUAGUUGUUGUCGGAGCGGGCGUGAUAGGCCUGGAUGUCGCUCUUAUACUUGCCGAGAACGGAUACGGUCAUCUUACUACUGUGGUGGCGCAACAUAUGCCCGGAGAUACCUCGAUCGAUUAUACAUCGCCGUGGGCCGGAGCAAACUUUUCAGCGAUUUCCGGAAGCGACAAGAAUGCCCUCAUCUGGGACAAGGCUGGCUAUCAACGUCUGAUGAGGCUGGCUUCGACAGAGGGACUCGAAUCCGCCAUCAGAAAGACACAGUCGUUCGAAUACUGGGACGAGAAGCCUGCGGAGCAAAAGCUGAGCUCGCUUGCGGACUAUCUUGAAGAUUUUACUGUUCUGCCUUCGGAAAAACUCAUGCCAGGCGUCGCUUAUGGUGUGUCUUUCACUACAGUGACUAUCAACGCGCCUCGCCAUAUCCAGUAUCUGAAGAACAAGCUUGAACUCCUCGGCGUUCAAUUCUUCCGACGCAAACUUGAUCAUCUGGAUCAUGCUUUCCUCAGUGAUCGUACGAAAGUCGUUUUCAAUUGCGUUGGAAACGCUGCUCGACAUCUGCCUGGUGUUCAAGACUCGAAUUGCUUUCCGGUCAGAGGUCAGAUCUUGCUCACACGGGCGCCACAGAUCGAAACCAACGUCAUGCGACACGGUAAGGACUAUGAAACCUACAUCAUUCCCAGACCAUACUCGAACGGAAACGUCAUUCUUGGAGGCUUCAUGCAAAAAAACAACGGUACCGGCGAUACUUUCGCUCACGAGGCAGAGUCCAUCUGGCAAAGGACUUCCACCCUCGAGCCAUCUUUACACGCAUCUGGUACAGAAGUCCUGGCAACAUUUGCAGGCCUCCGACCAGGCAGACAAGGCGGUGCACGCAUCGAGCUGGAAGAAGCUCAAGCUGGGCGUAUAGUUGUGCACAACUACGGAGCUGGUGGAACAGGCUAUCAGGCAGGGCUUGGUAUGGGUAUGGAAGCUGUUGGCCUUGCACUACCACACUUGUCAAAGACUCUGAGUGGGCAAGAUGUUGUCGACCUCCAUGCGGCCGAACAAAGCGCACGUAGAGCGAACCUGUAG
This is a messenger RNA of Aureobasidium namibiae CBS 147.97, 1083 nucleotides long. RefSeq names its product nucleotide-binding domain-containing protein. The coding region runs from base 1 to 1083 and encodes 360 amino acids. The record is from RefSeq and is a predicted model, not a curated record. Gene Ontology annotation, molecular function: FAD binding; D-amino-acid oxidase activity. The transcript has 5 exons. NCBI's taxonomy places the organism in Eukaryota, Fungi, Ascomycota, Dothideomycetes, Dothideales, Saccotheciaceae.